AUGGCCUUUUUCAAAUCCAUUGAGGACUUAUCCCUUGCAGAAGAGAUCCCUUGUUCAAAGUAUCAAGUGGCUUUCAAUCACUCAUGCUACGAAUUUGUGAGACUCCAACGGACAUUCACAAGUGCUCAGAGCUGGUGUGAGAGAGGAGGUGGCCAUUUGGCCUUUAUUGGGAAUGAAGAGACUCAAACGUUCUUGGAGGAACACAUCUCUGAGGACAAGGAGUGGUGGAUCGGUAUAACCUAUACCUCUUCAAAUGAAACUAAUGAAGGAUCCAUGAUUUGGCUGGAUACCUCGAAUAUCACCUACAGCAAAUGGUUCCAAGAUCCGCCGUCAGUCUUUGCAUCCUCAUGUGGCUAUAUCCUGAAGAAUGCUGGUUACCAGUGGGGAGUAACGGAGAACUGUAGCCAGGAGUUUGACUUUGUUUGUGAGUUUGAAUCAGGCCACAGUAUUGCUUGUGACAACUCCAAUGCCACCGUGCAGUGCGGAUCGGGAGAAGUGAUUCAGAUCGGAGACAGUUUCUAUGGGCGGAAAACUCCUCACUACUGCGUCCUUGAGACUCCCCUGCAGUUUGAUGAUGAAGAAGAAUGUAGCUGGAUCAGUGUGAAAGAUGAAGUUGCAGGGCAAUGUCAUGGGCUCCAAGCCUGCCAAGUCGCAGCUGAUGGAACCUUUUUCGGAGAGCCAUGCCCAGGUUUGGGAAGCUACCUCUCUGUCCAAUACCAGUGCAUGGAAGGCUUGCGGUUGGCGGUGACUGACACCACUUUCAUAUUGGAAAAUGUCACCAUCUCCUUAAAGUGGCUGCUCUCACCGUACUCUGGAAACCUCUCCUGCAUAAUCAGCACUGGAGAUGGGAACACGGUGGACCCUUACUAUCCUCCAAGCUUGCACAGCAAUGUGACUCAUUGUUAUACGGUGCCGGGUGAGUUCACCGUCUUUGUGGAAUGCACUACUAGUGAGUGGCACGUGACUGCUCAAAAACUCAUCACUGUUCAAGAUAAAAUGGAUAAGCUCACUGUGACCGGGUGCUUCAACAAAUAUGAAGUGGGGAACAGCUCCCAUUGCAGGACCCUUUAUGAGGAGACGUUAUGGAUUCAAGUAGAACUUGAUGGAGGGACGGGAGUAACCUACACUGUAUUAAGUGAUAACAAGACUGUGAUGGAGUCCAGCACAAAAAUAGGAACUGUACCUCAUAAUCUGACCUUGGAUGGGGUGCCUCAACGGCUGAUUGGUCCUGGGGUGCACUCCCUUGAAAUAGUUGCCACCAGCAACACCACAGAUUCAGAGGUCAUAGAAAUCCUCACUGUUCAUUUAGUUGAGCCAAUUUCUGGUCUCCAAGCCAUGUUAACCUCCGACUCCUUGGAAUUAGGGGAAGACUUGGAAAUCAAAGUUUCUGCACGUCGUGGUUCCCCUGAAAAAGUGAGAUUUGAAGUGACCGGGAUGAAUGAAACAUUUUCCCACCUGAAGGACUUCCUUGAAGGAAAGUCUGGAAUUUAUACAAUCCCAGUGAAUUCUGAAGGCACUUUUCGGGUCAAAGUGUUUGCGAUGAACGCCUUCUCCAACAUGAGUAUUGAUGUUGGAACCGUCACAGUGUCUAACAGUUCUCAUAAAAAAGUAGAUGAGGAAGUGCAAAUAACGUGGCUGAAAACUGCCUUUGCAGGGUUCUGCUGGCCUCAGUGGGAUGAAUGUGUGCAGCAGCAAUCUAUCGACACCAUACAAAGAGAGAUCCAGAUCCCCCCCAAUUGCUUGCCUCCUCCCAGCUCUGCAGUGACAGUGAAGCUUACAGUCAAAACCCCAGAGAAAGAGGAGAAGCAGGAUGAACAAUGUUUGUACAUCACGGCAAAACGAGAUCUGAGCCUGCAAAUCAGCUGUGAGAGGAAUUGCAAUCCUGUGAAUAUCACUGAAGAUGUUAUGCUUAGAGUUUCAAUGAGGGAAGACUCGAAACCUGUACUUUACAAGUGGUAUUUAGAUCAUACCUUCCAAAGAAAGCCCAACGUGCUUCCUCCAGGCUGUAACUUAAAUGGUUUCCCACAAAGUUCACUCACUUUUCUUCAGAACGAUUCAGCGGUUCUUGUCCUGAACAGCUCGUUCUUGCAAUCCCAAGGGGAAGCCUUUCAAAUCAAAGCAACAGCCAUGAGUGAGAACAAAUACGGGGAAGUGACCUACAUUGUCAGCUCUGUGCCUCCUCCAGUUGCCCCAGAAUGUUCUGUAUCUCCUCCUCAAGGAUCAGUGCUCACCAGCUUCUCAAUCUCCUGCCACCCUUCCUGCCUACUGGACCAGUGCCCUCCAGUUGACAGCCCUUCAUUCACAUACUGCUUCUAUGUAGAGCCAAAUUCACUCCUUCACUGUGGACAAGAUCCAGUUCUACCCUUGGUCUACCUUCCAUUGGGAGAAGAAGACAACGACUUUCUUCUCCAGAUUAAAAUUGCCGUGACCAAUAAUUAUGGCCAUAUUGUUUAUACAAAUGCCACCGUCAGGCUUAGAGAGCUAAUGCUGACAACCCUUUCAGUGGUUAAUGUCACAUCAAUGCAGACAGCCCUCAAGAUGUCAGAAGUGCUCAAAGAAAUCACGUAUAAGAGCGAAGAGCUGUCUUCUUCUGCACAGGUGGAAGCGAGUCAUACUCUGAAGAGUGUCAGUGAAUCCUUACUGAUGGUGGACACAGAGGAUGGAGAAGACCAUCUAAAGCGCAAGGAAGCUGCCAGCUACCUUUUCAGCGCAGUAAGCAAUGUCCUUGAAGCUACUGUGCAGAAUGGAACAGAGGAAGCUGCUGCCCCUGAGAUGGCACAGGUGAGGAAUUCAGUGUCGCAAGAACUCAUAUCUACUGUUGAAAACCUUCAGAGUGCUCUCCUUUUUGGAAAAUUGCCUGACAGUGAGCCUUUGGUGCUAACAGCUCCUUCUGCAGCUAUGUAUAUCAACAGGUUGCAGACAGAGAAUGUCAACGGCACGGCCAUUAAAAUCUCCAAUUCCAGUUCUGCCACGUUCACCCUCCCUUCCGCCUCUUCGCUCAGCAUCUCUGGGGACAGCGACGAGACAGUGGACAUCAGGAUGGUGAGCUUCUCGGUGAACCCCUUUUCUUCAAGUGACUCCUUUGACAUCCAGGGAACUGUUGGAGGCCUCAGUCUCACCAGCCUAGAAGGGCUGGUCAUUCCAGUGCAUGACCUUAUGGAAGAUAUUGAGAUCAUGUUGCCCAGGAGUUCUGCAACCCAAGAUGACAAGAAUGUAUUGAAUCUGGGAAAUUUCACAGCCGUCCAAGUCAAUGUGACUUCAGUAGACUCAUCUCUAGUGAUCCACCUGGAGAUGGAUCAAAAUGUUCCACUUAUCCUUUAUUUGGGAUAUGAUUAUCUUCCCAAUGAGACUGAUCAUGAACUGAUGGCACGUCUUCCUCACAACAGAGAUGCUAGAGAUGAGAUAUAUUCCUGGGUGCUUUACCCAGAAGACCUGAUUUUUGGAGAAGGAAUCUAUUAUUUUGUAGUGAGACCAGACACAGACCUGGACUUCCCUGCUUUUAGUGAAAUGAACAUCUCCGUCACUUGCUUUGUAUCCCAAUGUGUAUUCUGGGAUGAGCACCAAAGAAGUUGGAAUAGCUACGGAUGCCGUGUUGGCCCCAAAACAACCCCUGGGGAUACUCAGUGUCUCUGUAACCACCUGACCUUCUUUGGAAGCUCUUUCUUUGUAAUGCCAAACACCAUUGAUGUCAGCAGAACUGUGGAGCUGUUUGCCACUUUUGUGGACAACCCCGUCGUGGUGACAACGGUAGGCUGCAUCUUCCUCACCUACCUUCUGGUUCUGAUCUGGGCCAGAAGAAAAGACAUCCAAGACGAUGCCAAAGUGAAGAUAACAGUCUUGGAAGAUAAUGAUCCUUUUGCUCAAUAUCGUUACUUGGUGACCCUUUAUACUGGACAUCGCCGAGGUGCAGCUACAACCUCUAAGGUGACUCUCACCUUGUAUGGCCAGGAAGGAGAGAGUGAGCCACACCAUUUGGUGGACCCCGAUACCCCAGUCUUUGAGCGAGGGGGUGUGGAUGUCUUUCUUCUGUGUACCCUUUUCCCCCUUGGGAAACUACAGAGUAUCAGACUGUGGCAUGACAAUUCAGGAGCCAGCCCUUCCUGGUAUGUGAAUCGUGUUCUAGUCCACGAUGUGGCCACUGAUCAGAAGUGGUAUUUUCUUUGUAACUCUUGGCUGGCCAUUGAUGUAGGAGAUUGUGUCUUAGAUAAAGUGUUCCCUGUAGCCACUGAACAAGACAUGAAACAAUUCAGCAACCUGUUUUUUAUGAAGACCUCCAGAGGCUUUCGUGAUGGCCACAUCUGGUACUCCAUUUUCAACCGUUGUCCACGCAGCUCUUUUACACGGGCCCAGAGAGUGUCUUGUUGCUUCUCGCUUCUUCUAUGCACCAUGUUGACCAGCAUCAUGUUUUGGGGGGUACCCAAGGAUCCGGCAGACCAGAAAAUGGAUUUAGGCAAGAUAGAAUUCACAUGGCAAGAAGCGAUGAUUGGCUUUGAAAGCUCCCUUCUGAUGUUUCCCAUCAACUUGCUCAUCGUCCAGAUCUUCAGGAAUGUCCGUCCUCAGUUUAAGAAAGAGCAGAAACCAGGGAAAAGUGGACGUGUGUCCCCUGACCUGCCUUCUCUUCCCCAUCAAUCUCCCCAAAGUGUGUCGCUCACUGCUGAAGCUGUGAUCAAGGAUAUUAGGCGGAUUGCCAAUUCCCUGUUCAAAACCCUGAAGGCCCCUUUGCCUUCCUCGGAUCCCGAUUUCAGUAAAUCGACUGACAUCAACAAGCUGCUUGCCUUGGUGGAGGACAUUAUCUGUCAGCAGAACAGGGUGGGAGAGGAAUUUUAUGAUGAGAGCAAAAAGAAAGACGACCCAAUUAUCAUUACCCUCGGGCUGGUGGAUUUACAAGAAAAGAGAAGAACGCCAACCCCAGAGAGCGGGAUGAGGGAAAGGCUGAAGCAUCCGGAUUACAGAUGUUGCCUCCAUGCCCAGCUGCAGCAUGUGGAGAUUGAACUGGAACUGCUGGGGCCUCAUCGAUUCCAGGACCCACAGAGCUACACCCAGGCAGUUAGGCAGGUGCAGCACAUGAAAAGCUUUUUGGAAAGUCAGCUCUGCUCUGCAAUGCCUGACAGAGAUAGUAAGAAGGAAUUGACACCUAAAGGCUUACCUUGGUGGUGCGUGUUUGUGGGCUGGUUCCUGGUGAUCCUUACCAGUGGAGUCUCUGGUUUCUUCACGAUGCUGUAUGGACUGCAUUAUGGCAAGGAUAACUCCAUCAAGUGGCUGAUUUCCAUGGCCAUCUCUUUCUUUGAAAGCCUCUUCAUCACCCAGCCAUUAAAGGUUCUUGGAUUUGCGGCUUUUUUUGCUCUGGUUCUGAAAAAGGUGGAACAAGAAGAUGAGGAGAACACAUCUAUUGAUGGUCCAUUGUCUGUCUCAGGUGAUCCAAACCCUAUCUUUGGGGCACGUAGAGACAGUGGAAAUAACAUCUACCAGCCUCCUCCUGCUACUGACAUUGCGAAAAUGAAGACUGACCGCGUCAAGGAGCAGAAAGCAUUUGCCCUGAUUCGGGAAAUAUUGGCCUAUUUGGGAUUCUUGUGGAUGUUGCUCUUGGUUGCCUACGGACAGCGUGAUCCAAACUCCUACUAUCUCAACAAACAUAUUGAGAACAGCUUCACUGAAGGAUUCCAAGAGGUUUUAAGUUAUCAGGAUUUCUUCAAGUGGGCAAGAACCACCUUAAUCAGCAACUUAUAUGGGCCAUAUGAAGGUUUCAUCACAGAUGGCAACUCCAAACUGGUGGGCAGUGCUCGGAUUCGUCAAGUGAGGGUCAAGGGCAGCUCAUGCCCCAUUGCUCCGAGCUUAAAGAUGACCGUUAGAGAGUGUCAUGCAGCCUAUUCCUUUGACACAGAGGACGUGGGAGACUAUGACAUAAACUGGAAUGGGUCUUCCCUCGAUAACUCUUCAGAGUUCCAUUCAGCUUGGCAGUAUCAGAGCCAGGCAAGGCUGAGAGGACACCCCAUCUGGGGCAAACUGGCUGUUUACAGAGGUGGGGGCUACAUCGUUCACCUGGGGAUGGAUUCAACUAAUGCCACCAGAAUUCUCCAAUACUUGCUUGAUAACACCUGGCUGGACAGCUUUACCAGAGCCGUGUUUGUUGAGUUCACCGUCUACAAUGCAAAUGUGAACCUGUUCUGCAUUGUAAGCCUCAUGUUUGAAACCAGCGCCUUAGGGGCUUUUUUCCCACGGGCUGAAUUGCAAAGUAUCCGGCUUUAUCCAUACACCGAUGGUCUACAUAUCUUCGUUGUUGCAGCAGAAAUAAUCUAUUUCCUCUUUGUUAUCUACUACAUGGUGGAGCAGGGAAAACUCCUGCGGGCUCUAAAAUGGAAUUACUUCCACAGCAAAUGGAACUUGCUAGAAUUGGCCAUCAUCUUGAUCAGCUGGAGUGCCCUGUCGGUUUUUGUAAGGCGGAUGAUCUUGGGCUUAAGGGACAUCAGUUACUACCAGGAGCAUAAGGAUGAGUUUGUGAGCUUCAAUCAAACCGCAACGGUGGAUGCAGUGUUGGGCUACCUGAUUGCUUUCCUGGUGCUUCUUUCCACUGUGAAGCUCUGGCACCUGCUGAGACUCAACCCCAAGCUGAACAUGAUCACCUCCACCUUGCGGAGAGCCUGGGGGGACAUAUCCGGAUUUGCCACCGUGAUUAUAAUCAUGUUCCUGGCUUAUUCCAUUGCUACAAAUCUAAUAUAUGGCUGGAAGCUGAAUUCAUACAAGACUCUGUUUGAUUCUGCUGAGACGAUGGUCAGUCUUCAGUUAGGAAUCUUCAACUACGAAGAGGUCUUGGAUUACAAUCCUAUCUUGGGGUCCUUCUUAAUUGGUUCCUGCAUAAUUUUCAUGACGUUUGUGGUGCUGAACCUCUUCAUUUCUGUAAUCCUGGUUGCUUUCAGUGAGGAGCAGAAACAUUAUCAGGCUUCAGAAGAAGAAGAGAUAGUGGAUCUCAUGCUGAAGAAAAUGUGCAGUUUUCUUGGAAUUAAGUGCAAAAAUGAUUGCACUCCAGCUUGUGGCAAGCAGCUAAAAGCAGCUGUGAAUGACAUGUGAUGGCUUGGCCAUGAUCUUGCUUCCCGUGUGAACUUCUAGAUGGUGUGCUUACCUAUAAAUGUUGUGAUUUCUGAGUUUGUGAAAGCUAUGGUAGAAAACAGGACCCCAUUUUUAGGAAUCAAAAGCUUCAGCCUGAUCUGUAAUCCUGGAGUCUUGCUAAUAGAUACAGAAAUACUUCCUUAAGCUAUAUACAACGGAUUUCUUCUUUAGCAUGUGCAUGGCUGUUUCCUGUCACUACUCCUCAGUGUGAUAUAAUAAAUGUUAAGUAUUAAAGCAAAAUUGGGGUUCAAUUAAUUUAAAAUUAGAAACUUGCUACCAAUUUGGAAUUGACAUGUUUCAUGUUCCUGCAAAACAUUCUCUUUGGAAAUGUUUCUGUGGCUACAGAAGUCAUCGUGAAUGAGUGGAAGGCCCUAGAAACUGAAAUGAAGCUGAAUCAGUCCUUUUGGUAUGACAUCUAUCUACUGCUAAACCUCUCAUGUCUGUUUGUUUGUAACC
Messenger RNA from Candoia aspera, 7560 nucleotides. Its product is annotated as polycystin-1-like protein 2. Gene Ontology annotation, biological process: detection of mechanical stimulus. Lineage: Eukaryota; Metazoa; Chordata; Lepidosauria; Squamata; Candoiidae. Gene Ontology annotation, molecular function: carbohydrate binding; protein binding; calcium channel activity. The coding region runs from base 1 to 7065 and encodes 2354 amino acids. Gene Ontology annotation, cellular component: membrane. The transcript has 41 exons. The record is from RefSeq and is a predicted model, not a curated record.